Messenger RNA from Chara braunii, 1383 nucleotides. NCBI's taxonomy places the organism in Eukaryota, Viridiplantae, Streptophyta, Charophyceae, Charales, Characeae. The record is from the annotation of a GenBank genome assembly.
CACGUCAGCCACAGUGCCACGUCAGCAUGACGGGUCCAGCAAUGGGCCUGCCAGGCCAACUGGCCAACGAGUCCAUCGCCGACUACAAACAGCGUUUCCAGGCUCAGCUCGCUUUCAUCGAGGCUGAGGAACAACGCCAGCUGGCAGCCGAGGCUGCCCGCCUACAGGCUGAAGCAGCGGCAACAGCAGAGAAGCUGCGGCUACAGGCCGAAGCAGACGCAGAUGCCCAGGCUCGUCGCAAGGAAGCCCAGGAUCUGCUGCAGCGACAUGAAGCCAACAGCAUCGAGAGACUCAAGUUCUGGCACUUUGAACCGAACGGCGACGACGCAACACCGGAAGAGCAGCAUAAGGAGUUCCUCUCCAAACUCCACCAGGAGUUGGCGAACCUCCGCCGGAUAGUGCAGAGCCACGAGGAUGCAACACGGGCACUCAAUUCCCGUGUAUUGGACCUGGAACAGGCUGUACCAGGACCAGAUGUUGGGGCUUCCAGCAGUGCACCCUCUAGCCGCCAACUGGAGGAACGCGUUGACCACGUAGUGGCAAUGCUCGGCGACAUCAGCGCCUUCGCGGCGCCAACCACCAUUAGCAGCCAGCUGGACAUGUUGAAGACCGAGGUCCAGCAACUGCAGUCGAUGAACUCGGAUGGCAAUCCAAAGCUGUACAAGAUGCCAACUUUCCAACUGGAGAAGUUCGAUGACUACACACAUCAGGAUCCGGUCCUCUGGUGGGAAGCGUUCACGACGCAACUUCGGAUUCUGCCUGUCGCCAAGCAUGCGUACAUCGGCGCCUUGUUUCUUAACUCAAAGGGGGCAUGCCAGACCUGGUUGACCCACCUGGCAGCCACCCACGGCGUCGACGUCGCAGAUCUCAAAGACAAGAUCACAUGUGAAGAAUUGACACGGCUGUGGAAGAAGCGGUUCAUCGUUGACGAUGCACCAGCACUCGCCAUCAACCAUCUCUUCACCAUGUCUCAUGGCAACACAGCAACACGUGACUGGCUCACGGAAUGGCAGAAGAUUGCGGCCGUGCCCGAUCCGGACUUACCAUUCACGCAUCUACGCCGUGAGUUCUACAACAGGUCAUGCGGUGCACUGAGCCAGACACUUGGUGAUCGCGAGCAGUAUACCACUUUCGCCGAGAUCAUUCACAAGGCAAGAGAGAUCAUCAAGACCAACAGGGCAGCUACACACGAUAAGUCAAUGUGGCAGCCGACCUAUGUGGAGAAGGUAAAGACUGGUCCGCGACCGCAGCACUUCACUGCAGUCCAAUCGGACAGUGGAGAAGACCCAGCAGCCACUCCAGCAUCACGUGACGGAGAUUAGGUGGCUGCUGUCCAGCCGCGAAGCAACAACAAGUACCGGAACAAUAGGAAGGCGAAACCAG